Molecule: messenger RNA, 1091 nt
Organism: Capsicum annuum
Lineage: Eukaryota; Viridiplantae; Streptophyta; Magnoliopsida; Solanales; Solanaceae
Product: protein NO VEIN-LIKE
Exons: 2
Coding region: 171-947 (258 amino acids)
Biological process (GO): embryo development ending in seed dormancy; leaf vascular tissue pattern formation; root development
Cellular component (GO): nucleus
Source: RefSeq, a predicted model, not a curated record
AGACACUGGCAGCCGGAGGCAUCCUUUCAAGAAAGGAGGAGAGGAUUGAAGAAGUUAUAGCAGAAACAUCUGUUCUGGCUCCAACUGAGAUCACUUGUCGUCUCAAUCAUCCAGCACCCAGUGCAGACUGGAAAACUGAUCAUGGUUUCCGUGGUUCUUGUGGAAGCGUUAUGAAGAUGCAGGCAGCCAGUUACAUCCAACCAAGGAGGGAGGAAAUUGUUGAAGUUGUAGAAGAAACUUCUGCUCUGGUUCCAACUCAGGUCACUUGUGUCCGCAAUGAUCCAGUACCCACUAAUGGGAAAACUGAUCAUGGUUUCUAUGGUUCUAAUGCAAGUGUUAUGAAAACAGAGACACCUAGUCGCAAUAAUCCAGCAUGCGCUGCAUCUUUACUAGGCUCACGAGACACUGAUCAUAAAUGCAAUGUGCUUGUACCUUCUACUGUCAACGCUGUGCAUAGUUCUCCUUAUAAUGCGACUGCACAACAACACCUGAAUUAUAGCUCAUUUGAUAUGAAAGAAACAGCAGUUAAUAAUGUGCCAGCGCUACAAAACCUGAGCUAUAACUCAUUUGAUGCACGAGAAAGGGUUCAGUUGUCUUUUGGCACGGUUGAUCCUCAACAGGCAUUGUCAACUGGCAGACUCGGAGAAUCUGCUGCAUAUAAUUACUUCGUGGGGAUAUUUGGCGAGCAUUUCGUGAAAUGGGUCAACGAAACUAAUGACACGGGGCUUCCCUAUGAGUAUAUCGAAGUAAAGGCAACUAGAUCAGUGACAAAGGAUUGGUUCCAUAUUACCUUGAGGGAAUGGCAGUUUGCACUUGAGAAAGGUGAACUUUUUAGCAUUGCACAUGUUGUAUUAUCACCUCAUAAUGCAGUAAAAGUGACUCUUUACAGGAACCCAGCCAGACUUUGUUGUCUUGGUAAACUACAGCUAGCUCUUAUAGUACCAUAGUGACAUGUAUGGCUAAUUCAUCUUUCAGAUUUAGAUAAUAGAAUAUGAUAAAGAAAUUUUUGACUGCCUUCAUUUUGUGUAAAACAGAAGUCAGCUCUUUGGUUUAAAAGUGUUCCCAGUUAAAACAAAAGUCAGUUGCCACUA